This is a messenger RNA of Syngnathus typhle (broad-nosed pipefish), 1650 nucleotides long. Its product is annotated as polyubiquitin-C. Gene Ontology annotation, biological process: modification-dependent protein catabolic process; protein ubiquitination. Bases 168 to 1541 code for a protein of 457 amino acids. The record is from RefSeq and is a predicted model, not a curated record. Gene Ontology annotation, cellular component: cytoplasm; nucleus. Gene Ontology annotation, molecular function: protein tag activity; ubiquitin protein ligase binding. NCBI's taxonomy places the organism in Eukaryota, Metazoa, Chordata, Actinopteri, Syngnathiformes, Syngnathidae. The transcript is spliced from 2 exons.
CCGGGGAAUGAAAAAAAAGAUAUAUUUUUUUAACGCGGAUGGAUAUUUCCAGUGACGUGGCAGCGUCUAGUUUAUAACGACGCCAUCUUCAACACUCUUGUAGAAAGCAACAAAGACUCUACGGACGACCAACUCAAUCUUUAAUAUCGUCACUUUAUUGUGCCAACAUGCAGAUCUUUGUGAAGACCCUCACUGGCAAGACUAUCACCCUUGAGGUUGAGCCCAGUGACACCAUUGAGAAUGUCAAGGCCAAGAUCCAGGACAAGGAAGGCAUCCCCCCUGACCAGCAGAGGUUGAUCUUUGCCGGCAAGCAGCUGGAAGAUGGCCGCACUCUCUCUGACUACAACAUCCAGAAAGAGUCCACCCUCCAUCUUGUCCUCCGUCUUAGAGGUGGCAUGCAGAUCUUUGUGAAGACCCUCACUGGCAAGACCAUCACCCUUGAGGUUGAGCCCAGUGACACCAUUGAAAAUGUCAAGGCCAAGAUCCAGGACAAGGAAGGCAUCCCCCCUGACCAGCAGAGGCUGAUCUUUGCUGGCAAGCAGCUAGAAGAUGGCCGCACCCUCUCAGACUACAACAUCCAAAAAGAGUCCACCCUCCAUCUUGUCCUCCGUCUUAGAGGUGGCAUGCAGAUCUUUGUGAAGACCCUCACUGGCAAGACCAUCACCCUUGAGGUUGAGCCUAGUGACACCAUUGAAAAUGUCAAGGCCAAGAUCCAGGACAAGGAAGGCAUCCCCCCUGACCAGCAGAGGCUGAUCUUUGCUGGCAAGCAGCUGGAAGAUGGCCGCACCCUGUCAGACUACAACAUCCAAAAGGAGUCCACCCUCCAUCUUGUCCUGCGUCUGCGUGGUGGCAUGCAGAUCUUCGUGAAGACCCUCACAGGGAAGACCAUCACCCUUGAGGUUGAGCCCAGUGACACAAUUGAGAAUGUCAAGGCCAAAAUCCAGGACAAGGAAGGCAUUCCCCCUGACCAGCAGAGGCUCAUCUUUGCUGGUAAGCAGCUGGAAGAUGGCCGCACCCUGUCAGACUACAACAUCCAAAAGGAGUCCACCCUCCAUCUUGUCCUGCGUCUGCGUGGUGGCAUGCAGAUCUUUGUGAAGACCCUCACUGGCAAGACCAUCACCCUUGAGGUUGAGCCCAGUGACACCAUUGAAAAUGUCAAGGCCAAGAUCCAGGACAAGGAAGGCAUUCCCCCUGACCAGCAGAGGUUGAUCUUCGCCGGUAAGCAGCUGGAAGAUGGCCGCACCCUGUCCGACUACAACAUCCAAAAGGAGUCCACCCUGCAUCUUGUCCUGCGCCUCCGUGGUGGCAUGCAGAUCUUCGUGAAGACCCUCACAGGGAAGACCAUCACCCUUGAGGUUGAGCCCAGUGACACCAUUGAAAAUGUCAAGGCCAAGAUCCAGGACAAGGAAGGCAUUCCCCCUGACCAGCAGAGGUUGAUCUUUGCCGGUAAGCAGCUGGAAGAUGGCCGCACCCUGUCCGACUACAACAUCCAAAAGGAGUCCACCCUCCAUCUUGUCCUGCGUCUAAGGGGUGGCCAAUAAUAAGUUACAAUUCUGUGAUCAAGUCAAAAAUAGUGUUGUUAAUUUCAAAGGCAUCUGCUGUGAUGGCCAAAUGUUCAAUGCAAAUGGUUGAAAUAAAAGGUUAAAGCUA